CUCGAAUUUCCAACGACGAACAACUCAAGUUACUCGACAAGACUUCAUUCUUGAGAAUCUUAUUAUGGAAACAUAAUAAUGAGUGGAUUGGAAGCUGUGCAAAGACGGAAGAACGGAUAUCAAUGAUGUAG
Paraglomus brasilianum is the source of this 131-nucleotide messenger RNA. The record is from the annotation of a GenBank genome assembly. NCBI's taxonomy places the organism in Eukaryota, Fungi, Glomeromycota, Glomeromycetes, Paraglomerales, Paraglomeraceae.